Drosophila subpulchrella is the source of this 1115-nucleotide messenger RNA. RefSeq lists its product as uncharacterized. The transcript is spliced from 2 exons. Gene Ontology annotation, biological process: endoplasmic reticulum membrane organization. The record is from RefSeq and is a predicted model, not a curated record. Bases 126 to 623 code for a protein of 165 amino acids. Gene Ontology annotation, molecular function: FFAT motif binding. Gene Ontology annotation, cellular component: plasma membrane; endoplasmic reticulum membrane. Lineage: Eukaryota; Metazoa; Arthropoda; Insecta; Diptera; Drosophilidae.
CAACAAAAUUCAGAAGGUUUCCCACAAUCCUCGUGUAAAUUUCAGAUUUUAAUUGAUGUCUCCUAUAAUUUUAGGCAAAUUUUAAAUAAAGGUUUUAAUAGUUUUCCAAAAUUUUACAUAGCGAAAUGAUUUUAAGCAACACGCCAGCAAAAUCUCUACAAAUCUCCCCGAAUGGAACAUUAACCUUCACACAAACCAACAACCGUCAGGAAGUCAACAUAAGAAAUGUUUCCGAAAAGCCAGUCACCUAUAAGGUGCAAAGCACGGUGUACGGCAAGUUUAAUAUCCGUCCCCGUUGGGGAGUCCUGAGUCCCAACGAGCACUCACGGGUUCUCAUAACAAUGUGCAAGGAUGCCGAGCUCUCGAGAAAGGGCCGCGACAAGAUAGUGGUGGUCUGCAUGCUGGCCCCCAUCAAUGCUGUGGACUUCCAACUGACCUCCUCCUUCUGGCGCCACAGUAUCUGCUAUGAUCCCAAUAUCGAGAAGCACCAGCUCACCUGCCAUCAAAUGGAUGGGGCUGGCGAGGGCGGUGAUGGGGACCCAGUGGAUGGGGAUCUGAGGACUCGCAGGGGGCUAUUCCCCUCGUUCGGCAGUAUUCGCACUCCCAGCAAGUACUGGCGCUAGUUUUCGGUAGGGCUUUCCUCCUCCUAGAGUGUCAAUUAACCCGCCCGACUAUUUUGCCCUAAUGGCUGCAAUGACUAAGUAAUUGGUUAGCAGCCCUACCUUGUCGUUUCGUGUGCCUCUGCCUCGAUGGGCCCAACAUUGUUGAUGAUGAGCCUUCAUUAAAAACCAAGAGCGUGUCUAUCCGGCUGUCCCUAUGGGUGUGUGUGUUGGAUAUCAAGUGGCUGCUCGAAGGAUGCUCAAGGAUACUGCUAACAUGAAGUGCGUUUAGCCUACACACAACUGGCUGAUAAAAAGACGUAAAUUGCUUGCACUUGCUCUACCUUUACUGGCAAUUAGGCGAACGUUAGCGAAGGCCUUUGAACGUCGGAUAUUCCCAUCGAUUGACAUCCUGACGGGUCAACCAGCAGGUUGCCCGGCAAUUAACCAACCAAUUUUGUAACUCGAAGCGUUAAGCAAUUAAAGGGUCGAAUAAUGUAGUGUGGUAAUGGAAGC